This is a messenger RNA of Sceloporus undulatus (fence lizard), 5484 nucleotides long. It is a transcript of the gene DISP3, whose product is annotated as dispatched RND transporter family member 3. Gene Ontology annotation, cellular component: membrane. The record is from RefSeq and is a predicted model, not a curated record. The coding region runs from base 190 to 4221 and encodes 1343 amino acids. Lineage: Eukaryota; Metazoa; Chordata; Lepidosauria; Squamata; Phrynosomatidae. The transcript is spliced from 21 exons.
UCUUUGCCAGCGGAAGGAGCCUUCUCUCUGCGUCGGGGGAUUGCAAACUGCUUGCCAACCUCGGGGGAUCCCUUUCUCCAUCCUUGCCAGAGAAUACCACUUUCGACACAUACCCCUCUACCCUUUUUGCCUUGGCAGACAACACUCCCCCCUUGGAUUCUUCUGGGGGCAUCAUCCAAAGUGUUCAGGAUGGACGCUGAGGAUGAUCCCUUGUUGCAGGACAUUUGGCUCAAUGAGGAGGAAGAGGCCGCCUUUGGCCCCUGCAAGAGAACCAAAGGGACCCAGUUGUGUGGCAAAUGCCAGUGGAAUUCCCGUCCACGGACCGCGCCAACCACGACCGUGCAAACCUCUAGUUUUUGGAACGUGGUGGGCUGGGUUUUCACCAACCCCUACUCUGCCAGCCUCAUCCUCUUCUUGGGUUGCACCAUUCCAGCCGCCCUGGCCAUUGUGAUGUUCCUGCAUUAUCCAGCUUUGGACAUCGAUAUCUCCUACAACGCCUUCGAGAUCCGCAACCACGAGUCCUCCCGGCGUUUCGACUCCCUCGCCUUGGCCCUGAAGGCUCAGUUUGGCUCGUGGGGCCGUAGCCGGCGGGACUUGGCGGACUUCAAUUCGGAGACCUUGCAGAGAUUGAUUUUCGAGCAUCUCCAGCAUCUCCACCACAACGCCUCCUGGUUGGGCGGCGCUCGGGAGGCGAGGCGGAAACGUAGCCUGGAUCAAAACAGGACUAGUUCCUCUCCUCAAGUCCAGCCGGGUUCAACCAACCAAACCUCCCGCCAGCCUCGGAGCACUCCGUCCCAUUGGGAAUACGCCAACGCCGUUGUGAGCGCCAACACUCAGACUCAUGCGCAUUGGCGCAUUGAGCUCAUUUUCCUCGCUCGGGGCGAUACGGACAACAACAUCUUCACCUCCGAGCGCCUGGUCACAAUCCAUGAGAUCGAGCGCAGGAUCAUGGACCACCCUCAUUUCCGGGAAUUUUGUUGGAAGCCUCAUGAGGUCCUCAAAGACCUUCCGUUGGGUUCUUACUCAUAUUGCUCCCCUCCCAGUUCCCUCAUGACUUACUUCUUCCCCACCGAAAGAGGGGGGAAAAUUUACUACGACGGCCUGGGGCAAGAUCUGGCUGACAUUCGAGGUUCCCUAGAGCUGGCCAUGACACACCCUGAGUUCUACUGGUACGUCGACGAAGCCUUGUCGGCGGAAAACAUGCGCAGCUCCCUCUUGCGCAGCGAGAUUCUCUUUGGGGCCCCUUUGCCCAGCUACUACUCCGUCGAAGACCGCUGGGAAGAACAGCGUCAGAAGUUCCAAAAUUUCGUGGUGACUUACGUGACCCUCCUGGCCAAGCAGUCUACCAGCAAAGUCCAAGUGCUUUACGGCGGGACGGAUUUGUUUGACUACGAAGUCCGGAAGACCUUCAACAACGACAUGUUGCUGGCUUUCAUUAGCAGCAGCUGCAUCGCGGUGCUGGUCUACAUCCUUGCUUCUUGCUCAGUGUUCCUGUCUUUCUUUGGGAUCGCUAGCAUCGGCCUCAGCUGCCUUGUGGCCCUCUUCUUGUACCACGUGGUGUUCGGGAUCCAAUACCUAGGGAUCCUGAAUGGAGUAGCGGCUUUUGUCAUUGUCGGGAUUGGUGUGGAUGACGUCUUUGUCUUCAUCAACACCUACCGGCAGGCCACCCACUUGAAAGAUCUGAACCUUCGGAUGAUCCACACCAUCCAAACCGCUGGGAAAGCCACCUUCUUUACUUCCUUGACCACCGCUGCAGCUUACGCGGCCAACAUUUUCUCACAAAUACCAGCUGUCCACGACUUUGGACUCUUCAUGUCGCUGAUUGUUUCUUGUUGUUGGGUUGCCGUCCUUUUCACAAUGCCUGCGGCUCUUGGGAUCUGGUCUCUCUACCUUUCCCCUAUGGAGAACGCUUGCCAGGCUAGCUGCAGUCAGAAAUGCACCAAGAAGGAUACCUUGCAUGUCUCCGAUGGUCUGUUGAUCUCGACGGAGGCAGCCGGUGAAAACAGAGGGACCCUGCCUUAUCUGGAUGAUGACAUCCCCUUAUUGAAUGUGGAAGAGGAACCAGUGGCUUUGGAAAUGGGGGACGUCCCCUUGGUCUCCGUGUUGCCAGACAACCUCCAGAUCCACGCAAAGGACGGCAGCCAUGGACACUUGAUCGGUCACCUCCAAGACCUCCUGCAGGGCUGGGUGCUCUGGUCAGCCGUGAAGAGCAAGUGGGUGAUUGUCGGGCUGUUUCUGUCGGUUCUCAUCCUCUCCAUCUUCUUCGCCAGCCGCCUCCACCCGGCCAGCCGUGCCCCGCUUCUCUUCAGGCCCGACACCAACAUCCAAGUGUUGCUGGACCUCAAGUACAACCUGAGCGCGGAGGGCAUCUCUUGCAUUACCUGCUCAGGCUUGUUUCAGGAAAAACCCCGCAAUCUGCAGAAUAACAUCCGCACCUCUUUAGAGAAGAGGAAACGGGGGUCUGGAAUGGCGUGGGGCAGUCGAGGGAGCACUGUUGGGGAUGGAGGAGCCAUUCAAGACCCCCAGGGAACGGUCUACAUCUUCAAGUCUAAAGGCAGAAGCAGGCCAGUGGUCUACAGGUUCUCUCUCAACGCCAGCGUCCCAGCACCAUGGCAGAUAGUCUCCGCCGGAGAUGGAGAAGUCCCUUCCUUCCAGGUGUAUAGAGUUCCUUACGGUAACUUCACCAAGAGGCUGACCGCUUGUAUGUCCACAGUAGGGCAUCUCCAGCAGAUGGGCCCCAAGAAGUGGAUGAUGACCACCUUGUCCUGCGAUGCCAAGAGAGGAUGGAAAUUCGACUUCAGCUUCUACGUGGCUCCAAAGGAGCAGCAACGCACGCGGAAGCUGUAUUUUGCCCAGUCGCACAAGCCUCCUUACCAUGGCAGGGUUUGCAUGGCUCCUCCUGGUUGUCUCCUCAGCUCCAGUCCGGAUGGUCCCAACAAAGGCUUCUUGUAUGUGCCGAGCGAGAGACCCAACCCCAAAGCCAAGUUGUCGAUCACAUCUGGAUUCAACCCUUGUGGAAAUACCAGCUGUGGAAAGCCAGCCGUGCGGCCGCUGGUUGACACAGGAGCCAUGGUGUUUGUGGUGUUUGGCGUUCUCGGGGUGAAUCGCACCCGGCGCACGGACAAUCACGUGAUCGGAGACAUGGGCAGCGUCAUUUACGAUGACGGCUUUGACCUCUUCAAAGAGAUUGGCAGCUUGUGCCGGAUCUGCAAGGCCAUCGCCAGCAACGCCGAGCUGGUCAAGCCGGGAGGAGCUCAAUGCUUGCCGUCAGGUUAUAGUAUCUCUUCCGUCCUUCAGAUGCUCCAUCCAGAGUGUAAGAACCUGCCGGAGCCGAACCUCCUCCCAGGGCAGCUCUCCCACGGAGCCGUGGGGCUGAAGGACGGCAAGGUCCAGUGGAUCUCCAUGGCUUUUGAGUCGACCACCUACAAGGGGAAGUCGUCCUUCCAGACCUACUCCGACUAUCUCAAAUGGGAAACCUUCCUCCAAGAACAGCUCCGGCAGUUUCCCAAAGGGUCGGCGUUGCGGCGGGGCUUCCAGACCUGUGAACACUGGAAACAGAUCUUCAUGGAGAUCAUUGGUGUCCAGAGUGCCCUCUAUGGCCUCAUCCUGUCCCUUGUCAUCUGCGUGGCUGCUGUGGCCCUCUUCACCACUCAUGUCCUUCUGCUGGUUCCUGUGCUACUCACCAUCCUAGGAGUUGUCUGUCUGGUGGUGACCAUCAUGUACUGGUCUGGCUGGGAGAUGGGAGCCGUGGAGGCCAUUUCCCUCUCCAUCCUUGUUGGCUCCUCUGUGGACUACUGCGUCCAUCUUGUAGAAGGCUUCCUUCUGGCCGGAGAGAGCCUGCCUCUUCACCUGGCGGAGGACCCCAGUUCCAGCAGGCAAUGGAGGACAAUCGAAGCCGUCCGGCACGUUGGUGUGGCCAUUGUGUCCAGCGCAGUCACCACUGUCAUAGCCACUGUCCCUCUCUUCUUCUGCAUCAUCGCCCCCUUUGCCAAGUUUGGCAAGAUCGUGGCCCUUAACACGGGGGUCUCCAUCCUUUAUACCCUGACUGUGAGCACCGCCCUCCUCAGCAUCAUGGGACCCCCUUUCUUCACACGGAGCCGGACUUCCUUCCUCAAAGCUCUCGCUGGGCUGCUGGUCGCCAUGAUGGUGGGCCUCUGCGUCUGCUUGGUGUUGUUGAGAAGCGGAUUCAAGAUCCCCCUCCCCAAUGGGACAAUCCUAUAGUUCCAUGGAGCCCAAGGAACCCGCCCCAAUUGUUUCUCCCCCUUUCCUUUCCCCCAUUUUAUCCCCAGCCAACUGGAGUACUGUAGGAAUGCUGGAUCUGUUAGACCAAUUUAUAGCGGUGGGUGGUUGCCUCCAUGUUAGUUGGGCAGUGAAUCCAGUCCUGGAUUUUGAUAGCUUUACUCCCCAGACUACUCCUUGCUCCAUCCUCAACAUGACAUCCCUUUGAAUAUUUAAACAUGGUUGUCAUGCCCCUUCUUAACCUUCUCUUCUCCAGGUUAAACCUACCCAGGUGUCUAAGCCGCUCCUCAUAGGAGUUGGUGGUUUCCAGAUCUUCAACCAUUUUGGUCGGACACCUCUGGACAACGCUCCAGCUGGUCAGCAUCCAUCUUGAACUGUGAUGACCAGAACUGGACACAAUAUUCCAGGGGAGGUCUGACCAAAGGAGAAUAGGUUGGCACUGUUACUUCUCUUGAGCUUUCCUAUCCAGUCCUGGGAGAUAUGGAAAGGUGAAGGGAACAAUCUUUCUCCCCAAAGACAGGAGAUGUGGGGAGAAGCAGAGGAUAGAGGAGUAAGAUGUCCUUUCCAGCAGCAGCUGAUGGGUCCCAUGCCAACGAUGCAGUGAAUCCAUUUUGUUUUAGCUCAGUCUUGAAAGGAGUUACUCCAGGUGUUGAACCUAAACCCAACCCCUUGGAGUUGGCGAGUUCCUUCCGUACUUCAGUUGGCUCCUUUAAUUUCUGCAUCCACUUUUUAGAAGGACUUUUCUAUUUCUUUCGGUAAGUCCAGAAGGAAAUCAGUUCUUGUGGUUUAUCCUUUCCCCUUCUAUCUCUUCUCUUCUCUCCCUUGCCUCUCAAUUUCCAGAUGCACUUUACUUCCUACCUCCCUCGUUUUUCUGCUUGGACACUUAAGGAAUCAAUUGUGUUAAUAUAUAUUACUUUUCCCCAGGAUGGAUGGAGUGUAAGGAUCUAUACACACUGUGGCUACUAUAUAGGAGGAUUGGCCAUUGGGGAGGGGGAAAGAAAAUGCACAAAAGAUGUGCAGAAGUUACUUUCUUCUUGUACCCUUCUCAGGUUUGGUUUGGUUUUUCCAUAUGCCAGCUUUCUUGGUCCAUAGCUAUUGUUUAUUGGAUUGACAGGCCGAUAGGGGAGGGAAGAAAGCGAUGUCGAAAAAGAAGUGACUGGUCUAGGCUGCGAAGGGAAGGGAAAUGGUCUCCCAAAGGGAGUUUGUUGUUGUGUGCCUUCAAGUCCUUUCUGACUUAUGGUGACU